Pseudogymnoascus verrucosus is the source of this 568-nucleotide messenger RNA. RefSeq lists its product as uncharacterized. NCBI's taxonomy places the organism in Eukaryota, Fungi, Ascomycota, Leotiomycetes, Thelebolales, Thelebolaceae. The coding region runs from base 221 to 568 and encodes 115 amino acids. The record is from RefSeq and is a predicted model, not a curated record. The transcript is spliced from 2 exons.
GGCAAUACGACAAUUUGUAGUUGUCAAUCUCCCUAAAUACUGAUUCUUGUAUAACAAUCACGUCUCCUCCAGCUCUCCAUCUCAAAGUGAAUCAAUUGUUUAAUCUACCUAUAAUACCACCACCAACCCCACUACUCAAACACACACUUUCGCCACCCUUCAACACCACAUCAACAUAUCGAUCACAUACCAAACCACCAUCCAAACCCGAGAAUCCACCAUGUCAACCCAUCAAACUCACCCCUCCACCACCAAAACACCCCACUCCCCCCUCUCCGUCACGCCCCUCGAACCCGACGCACAAGCACCCAUCCUCCGCUCUCCCCUCGACGACACAUCCGCAGACCCACACUCCGCGGUCUUCAAGUCAGAGCAGGCACAAGGGCUGGCUCAUCGCGCUGCUGGUGAGGGGGCUGGAGGGAAGGAAGAGGGGAAGGAGGGGUGGAAGCCGAAGUAUGGACGUACGCAGAGCUGGGAUAAGCAGGAUUGGAAGAGGGCGUUGCAGAUGAGUGGGGUGGGGGAGGGUGAGAAGGCGGGGUUUUCGGAGAAGAAUGGGGGUGCGCAGUAG